Messenger RNA from Phlebotomus argentipes, 900 nucleotides. It is a transcript of the gene ND-30, whose product is annotated as NADH dehydrogenase [ubiquinone] iron-sulfur protein 3, mitochondrial. Gene Ontology annotation, molecular function: NADH dehydrogenase (ubiquinone) activity. NCBI's taxonomy places the organism in Eukaryota, Metazoa, Arthropoda, Insecta, Diptera, Psychodidae. The record is from RefSeq and is a predicted model, not a curated record. Bases 54 to 836 code for a protein of 260 amino acids. The transcript has 3 exons.
GGUGCUCUAGAAAAAUACGCUUUUCGUGGGUAUUUUGGAGAAAAUCCUGCUAAAUGGCAUCCCUUCUACGAAGCUUAACUCCUUCCCUAAGGAGCAGCAUUAAGACAUUCAGCGGUGUUGCCCGGAGUUCCUUUGCUCUGUCUCGGCUGAAUAGCACGGAGGCGCCUAAGCAUGAGGAAACCAGGCCCACCGUUCGGAAGCCUGAUGCCGUUCAGCGCGACACUCUUACGGAGUUUGGGAAGUACGUCGCUGAGUGUCUCCCCAAAUUCGUUCAGAAAAUUCAACUAACGGCCGGGAAUGAGUUAGAAGUUCUGGUGUCACCUGAAGGAGUGCUUCCGGUACUGCAAUUUCUCAAGGAUCACCACAAUUGUCAGUUUACAAACUUGACCGACAUCGCUGGAAUGGAUGUUCCUUGCCGGAAGUACCGCUUUGAGAUCAUCUACAAUCUCCUCUCUCUGCGAUACAAUUCCCGGAUCCGCGUGAAGACUUACACGGAUGAAUUGACGCCCAUUGACUCCUGCAAUGAUAUCUUCAAGGCUGCAAAUUGGUACGAAAGAGAAAUUUGGGAUAUGUAUGGAGUCUUCUUUGCCAAUCACCCAGAUCUACGACGCAUCCUCACGGAUUAUGGCUUCGAGGGACAUCCGCAGAGGCGUGAUUUCCCUCUGUCCGGAUACGUGGAAGUGCGUUAUGACGAUGAGAAGAAGCGCGUGGUUGUGGAGCCUCUGGAAUUGGCCCAGGAGUUCCGACGCUUUGACCUGUCUGCGCCCUGGGAACAAUUCCCCAACUUCAGGAAGGCCAAUCCGGCCACUGAGCAGAUUGAACCCCCCAAGAAGUAGAGUGUAUAUAUCAAUGAAAUUGCUAGUGAAACACUGAAAAAAAUAAAAUAGAAAAUUACUAGAA